Messenger RNA from Gossypium raimondii (Peruvian cotton), 1308 nucleotides. Its product is annotated as RGG repeats nuclear RNA binding protein A. Gene Ontology annotation, molecular function: RNA binding. The record is from RefSeq and is a predicted model, not a curated record. The coding region runs from base 1 to 1101 and encodes 366 amino acids. The transcript is spliced from 7 exons. Lineage: Eukaryota; Viridiplantae; Streptophyta; Magnoliopsida; Malvales; Malvaceae. Gene Ontology annotation, cellular component: nucleus; cytoplasm.
AUGUCGAGCUCCAACCCGUUUGAUUUAUUGGGUGAUGAUGAUACUGGGGAGCUCUCAUUGCUGAUCGCCGCUCAGAAAAAGGCUGCUGCCACCGCCCCCUCCAGCGUCCCUAAGAAAGGGCAGGCUCAAUCUCAGACGAAGCCGCAGGCUAAGCUUCCCUCCAAGCCUCUCCCUCCUGCUCAGGCUGUGAGGGAGGCGAAGAGUGAAGGUAUUCGUGGUGGAGCCCGUGGUGGGCGUGGUGGCAGUGGUGGAUACAGACGUGAUUUUGCCAAUGAUGAGAAUUCAUUCAGCAACAGUGCUGAACUCGGUCAAGGUGCACCUGAAGAUGGUGAGAGUAGAAGGCCCUCUGAAAGGCGUGGUGGCUACGGUGGUCCUCGACCUUAUCGUGGUGGUGGUCGCCGUGGUGGUUUCAGUAAUGGGGAAAUUGGAGAUGGGGAGAGACCUCGCAGGGUGUAUGAACGCAGUAGUGGGACUGGACGCGGAAAUAAGCUCGAACGUGAAGGCUUUGGUCGUGGGAAUUGGGGAACUCAAACUAAUGAACUUGCUCGGGUGACUGAAGAAGUUGCCAAUGAAGGUAAUCAGAAUUUAGGUGAUGAGAAGCUGGCAAGAGAUGGUGAUGGAGGAGAUGCUGACAAGGAGAGCCUUACAAAUGAACUUGAAGAAAAAGAACCCGAGGAAAAGGUGAUGACUCUUGAGGAAUAUGAAAAGCUGAUGGAAGAGAAGAGGAAGGCUCUGCAGGCACUGAAAACCGAGGGAAGAAAAGUAGAUGCCAAGGAGUUUGAGUCAAUGCAACAGCUUUCAAAUAAGAAAAGUAAUGAUGAAAUCUUCAUCAAAUUGGGAUCUGAUAAGGAUAAGAGAAAAGAGGCUUAUGAGAAAGAAGAGAGAGCUAAGAAGUCUUUGAGCAUUAAUGAAUUUCUGAAGCCUGCUGAAAGGAAGAGGUACUACAAUCCAAGUGGACGCGGAAGGGGUCGGGUUCAGGGUCAAGAUCAAGGUCGCGGGCAUAGCUCAAGAGGGUUUGGUGGAGGAAAUGCAAGAAGUAGUAUGGCAGCAGCACCUUCCAUCGAAGACCGCAGUCAUUUCCCUACUUUAGGUGGCAAGUGAGAUUUCUCUAGAAUCCCACUAACUAUUUCCAUGGCUUUAUUUUAUUUUAAUUUCUAUGUACUUUUUGGUUUUGGAAUUUUUGGGUUCUUCAAAAUUUUGGGCAGGAAAUGAACUCAAAUAAUCUGGUUUCCUGUUGCCAAAGGGUGUCUUGAAGAACUGUUUAUGUUUUGAAUGUAUAUUUCAGUUUUUUUUCUUGUAGUGUUGUUA